GUGCAGCCCUCCUGGCAGAUCGCCCUCUGGUCCAUAGCCUAUGGCUCGGUGGUGGCGGUGGCUGUCUUUGGCAAUCUCAUCGUUAUCUGGAUCAUCUUGGCUCACAAGAGGAUGAGAACGGUCACGAACUAUUUCCUGGUGAAUCUCGCUUUCUCCGACGCCUCCAUGGCCGCCUUCAACACCUUGGUCAAUUUCAUUUACGCCCUUCACAACGUCUGGUAUUUCGGGGACACUUACUGCCGCUUCCACAACUUCUUCCCCAUCGCCUCAAUGUUCGCCAGCAUCUACUCCAUGGCGGCGAUCGCUGUAGACAGGUACAUGGCCAUCAUACAUCCUUUACAGCCAAGACUGUCAGCAACCGCAACUAAAGUCAUCAUUGCAAGCAUCUGGAGCCUGGCUGUUAUUCUUGCGUUCCCUCAGUGCUAUUACUCCGAAACCAAGCAUCAGCCAGGGCGAGUCCUCUGCCUUUUGAACUGGCCAGGAAACUUCAUUAUCAGAUCAAGUGACAGUGUCUCAUACCAAAUUGCUGUACUUGUCCUGGUGUACCUGCUGCCACUAGUUGUGAUAGCUAUCACCUACACCAUCGUUGGAAUCACACUGUGGGGCGGGGAAAUUCCUGGUGACACAUCAGAGAACUACCACGAGCAGCUCAAAGCCAAACGAAAGGUUGUUAAAAUGAUGAUUGUGGUGGUGUUUACCUUUGCCAUUUGCUGGCUGCCCUACCACAUCUACUUUCUCGUGAGCAAACAGCACCCAGAUGUCAACAACUGGAAGCCUAUACAGCAGGUUUAUUUAGCUGUGUUCUUACUGGCAAUGAGUUCCAACAUGCACAACCCUAUCAUAUACUGUUGCCUAAAUAGCCGAUUUCGAGCUGGGUUCAAGAGGGCUUUUCGAUGGUGCCCCUUCAUUGAAUUUUCCAGCUACGAUGAAUUGGAACUACAAUCAACCAGGUUUCAGCCUACCCGACAGAACAGCGCCUACACCAUCUCCCGCAUGGAAUCCAAUAUGACGGUGGAGUUUGACACAUCCGAAAAUGAUGGUGUAGAGGCUUGCAGCAAAAAGGGCACAGCUUUGCGAAAUAUGAGUUUUAAUGGACACUCUCGAAGUAAUUCCAAAAACACUUCCAGAAGUUCAAGCUUCUUCAGUCAGGCAAACACGUCUUUGGACGAAUACUCAUAG
Messenger RNA from Carcharodon carcharias (great white shark), 1179 nucleotides. Its product is annotated as neuromedin-K receptor-like. Gene Ontology annotation, cellular component: sperm midpiece; plasma membrane. Gene Ontology annotation, molecular function: tachykinin receptor activity. Gene Ontology annotation, biological process: G protein-coupled receptor signaling pathway; positive regulation of flagellated sperm motility. The record is from RefSeq and is a predicted model, not a curated record. The transcript is spliced from 6 exons. NCBI's taxonomy places the organism in Eukaryota, Metazoa, Chordata, Chondrichthyes, Lamniformes, Lamnidae. Bases 112 to 1179 code for a protein of 355 amino acids.